Dichomitus squalens LYAD-421 SS1 is the source of this 1844-nucleotide messenger RNA. RefSeq names its product MFS general substrate transporter. The record is from RefSeq and is a predicted model, not a curated record. Gene Ontology annotation, biological process: transmembrane transport. Gene Ontology annotation, molecular function: transmembrane transporter activity. The transcript has 13 exons. Gene Ontology annotation, cellular component: membrane. NCBI's taxonomy places the organism in Eukaryota, Fungi, Basidiomycota, Agaricomycetes, Polyporales, Polyporaceae. Bases 41 to 1750 code for a protein of 569 amino acids.
CCGGUUGCUCCUCCAGGUGCCCAGGCUUCAGGUGUCCGUCAUGUCUACGGUACCAAGCAAGUCGCUAUACGUCGCCAAGGAUGUCUCGGAUUCCGACUCGGGUUCCGACAAAUUCAGCCCCGCCGAGAGUGUCCUCGAAGUCCCGACGGUGGGCGGCCCCGUCCCGCUGAAGGAGACGCGCUCGUUCUGGCGCAAGCCGAAGCACGAGCUGGACAGCAUCGCGACUCAACCGUCGGUCUUCGACGAUCCCGUCACGCUCGAGCUCUACCGUCCGCCUGCAAUCUGGGAGAACGCGCAUCGUUUCGACCCUUCCGCGCGGUGGACAUGGCGGGAGGAAUACCGCAUUGUCCGGAAGAUUGACCUCCUCAUCAUGGUCUGGGCCUUCAUCAUGUUCUUCAGCCUGGAUCUCGACCGGUCCAACCUGAGUCAAGCGAACACGGACAACUUCCUGGGCGACCUCAAAAUGACGACGAACGACUUCAACUUGGGUAACACUCUGUUCAAGUUGUGCUUCUUGAUCGCCGAGCUACCUUCGCAACUCGUCUCGAAGCGCGUCGGCCCAGAUGUCUGGAUUCCCACUCAGAUGGUCCUUUGGAGCUUCGUCUGCCUUUCUCAGUUCUGGCUGACUGGGAGAGGCAGCUUCCUCGCGACCCGUUGUCUCCUUGGCUUCAUGCAAGGAGGCUUCAUUCCUGAUGUCAUCCUCUACUUAUCGUACUUUUAUACUAAGACCGAGCUGCCCCUUCGCUUGGCCUGGUUCUGGGUGUCGAACUACAUGGCUGAAAUCAUCGGUGCCUUCUUGGCGACCGGUCUCUUACGCCUGCGUGGUGUCGGUGGCAAGGCUGGGUGGCGAUACCUGUUCCUCAUCGAGGGUAUCCUGACGUUAGUCAUUGGUAUUGCGUCGUUCUUUAUGAUGCCCCCGAGCCCGACGCAGACCAAGGCAUGGUUCCGGCCUAAGGGUUGGUUCACUGAGCGCGAGGAGGUCAUCAUGAUCAACCGCGUACUUAGGGACGACCCAACAAAGUCAAACAUGCAUAACCGCCAGGGCCUUACGAUCAAGAAAAUCUGGAACAUUCUUAAGGACUGGCGCAUGUGGCCCAUCUACUCGCUAGGAAUUGUCUUUAUGGUUCCGGUCACAACGCCACAGACUUACCUUACGCUUUCAUUAAGACAUCUGGGAUAUAGCACAACGCAGUCGAACCUCCUCAGUAUUCCCUCCAAGGUCUUGGGCAUGCUCCUUCUACUCCUAUUCUGCUACUUCUCCGAGGUCAUCAACAGUCGAAUCAGCGUCCUCGUCCUGUUACAGCUAUGGGCGCUGCCUCUGCUGAUUGCCCUCUACACCUUCACAUCGCAAACCUCGCAGUGGGCGUACUACGCUGUCGUCACCCUCAUCGCCGGUUUCCCGUAUGUGCAUCCCGUCCAGGUCGCUUGGGCUUCCACGAACUCUGCGGGCGUCGGCACGCGAACGGUCUCUGCGUCCAUAUACAAUAUGUUCGUGCAAGCAGGUGGUAUCGUAGCUGCCAAUAUCUACCGUGAUGACGACAAGCCGCUUUAUAAACGCGGAAACCGGGUCCUCAUCAGCAUCGCUGUCUUGAACCUUGUUCUCUACGGUCUCACGUGGCUCUUCUACCGUGGCAUCAACAAGCGCAGAGACAGGAUAUGGAAUGAGUGGACUGCAAAGGAACAACACGAAUAUCUGGAAACGACCAAAGACGAGGGCAAUGCCAAGAUGAACUUCCGUUUCGCUUACUGAGGGCCACAUUGUUGUAUUGUUAGCUUCAUAGAUCCCCGUACUUGGAUAACAGCACAUUUACUGCUGCCCGAAUCAAUCUGACCGUCUGACCUUG